Molecule: messenger RNA, 1558 nt
Organism: Rhineura floridana
Lineage: Eukaryota; Metazoa; Chordata; Lepidosauria; Squamata; Rhineuridae
Gene: RCE1
Product: Ras converting CAAX endopeptidase 1
Exons: 9
Coding region: 219-1214 (331 amino acids)
Biological process (GO): CAAX-box protein processing
Cellular component (GO): endoplasmic reticulum membrane
Molecular function (GO): metalloendopeptidase activity
Source: RefSeq, a predicted model, not a curated record
CAAGCCUGGAAGGGGGUGGUGGGUGGAGCCCCGGCCUCGCCGGGGCUGGGGUCUCGCCGUUGCAGCGGCUUGGCGGGCUCGGCCCGUUUCCCUUCCCUCUGCACCGCCUCCGCUGCGCCGCCCGCUCGGCUGGCUUCCUGUUCCGCGGCUUGGAGGCUUAGGCUCCUCCACGCGGCCCAGCCUGCCUCGCCUGGGCAGCCGCGCUGUCCUGAGCUUCUAUGUCAGAGCAGGCGGCGGGGGGCGCCGGGCCGGGGGGCGCCGGCUCGGGUCUUUGCUGGGCCUCGCUGUUCUUCUGCCUCAGCCUGGCCUGUUCCUAUGUGGGCAGUCUCUACGUCUGGAAAAGCCACCUGCCCAGGGACCACUCGGCGGUCAUCAAGCGCCGCUUCACCAGCGUGCUCAUUGUCUCCAGCCUCUCGCCGUUCUUCAUCUGGGCCUGGAAAGAGGUGACAGGCCUUAAGCCAGGUACAUCUCUUCUCGCCCUGAUGGGCUUCCGACUUGAGGGCAUCAUACCAGCGACUGUGCUGCCUUUGCUACUAACCAUGGUCCUCUUCCUUGGCCCUCUUAUCCAGCUAUCGAUGGACUGUCCUUGGGACCUGGUAGAUGGAUUAAAAGUGGCAUUUGUUUCAGGCGGUUACAAUUCUGACUUCACCCAACUUGGAUGCCCGCUGAGGGGCUGGCCCUUUGUCCCUACUACGGUGCCUGCUGAAGCAACCCAGGUCAUCGCACCAUUCACGGAGGAGCUGGUGUUCCGCGCCUGCAUGCUGCCCAUGCUCGUCCCCUGCACAGGAUUGGGGCCUGCCGUCUUCACCUGCCCGCUCUUCUUUGGAGUCGCUCACUUUCACCAUGUCAUUGAGCAGCUGCGGUUUCGCCAAGGAAGCACUGCCAGCAUCUUCCUCUCGGCAGUGUUCCAGUUUUCAUACACAGCUGUCUUUGGAGCGUACACGGCUUUCAUCUUCAUCCGGACAGGGCACCUCAUUGGGCCUGUACUCUGCCACUCCUUCUGCAACUACGUUGGGUUCCCUGCUGUUGGCGCAGCCUUGGAGCACCCACAGCGCUGCCUGGUGGUCUUCUUCUACCUGCUGGGCGUGGUUCUCUUCCUCCUCCUCCUCCACCCCAUGACGGAUCCAGCUUUCUUCGGCCGCCUGCCCAUCUGCUCCCUCUCCAGACAGACCCUGCAUGCCUCCAGCCUCAGCAGCUUCUCUCUCUGCUCUUGACACCCAUUGGAGAUCCCCACCCACCCAAUGCACCCGCAGUUGGCACAUGGGGCUACGCUGCUCUCGUGUUGGGUUUGAAAUGAUGGUCUCGUUGUGGCCCCUGCCCCCUUGCCCUCUUCUGCAGCUGUCACUGGGUGGGUUGAAGGGGGAGAGCUAAUCUCUGUGGUUCUUGGGAGAAGCCCUUCUUGAAAGCCCGUCUGCGUUUUGAAGAAGCGCUCUGCCUGCGUUCUUGCACACUCUGCCUGAGCCAACCAGCCAGCCCUUUUUAUAGAUCCGGGGGGGGGGCAUAUUUUCCUCCAGGCCCCAGAGAGUUCUAUUUUUUAUUAUUAAAAGAAUUUAAUGAG